GAUCAAGUCCCAUUAAAAACUCCAUGAUGUUCACAAGGUAGACUGCUAGAAUAUCAAUCACCUUUUUCAGAAAAAAAUAUUCAGGGAAGACGUCACAUACCUGUAGCGGUAAAUGGAAGUUGUUGCUAUGGUGACUGUAGGAUGCAACAAGCAUGAGUACCUGUUAAGUUCAACAUCGCAUGAGGAGUACUCUGAUGACGAGAUCUCAACCAAGAAAGAGAUGCACUGGAGACUUGGACCAGAGAACCACGACGAUACUGUCCUGUAUGACUUUGAGAUGGCCUGUGAUACCCAGGAGGAGAUACUGGUGAAGUCUGCAGACAAUGGUGUGGCCUGUCUAACACGGACAGACCCUGUGUUGCAUGAUUGGGUGGCGGUGGAGUUCAUCACCCAUGAUGCCCUGUCGAGAUCAAUAUCACCCGAGGAGUACUCCGACGAUGAGAUAUCAACCAAGAAGGCGAUGCAUUGGAGACUUGGACCAGCGGAUCACUGUGAUACUAUUCCCUACACGGGCAACUUGAACCAUAGUGUUGCUGUUCACUUUGACUUUGAUAAUACUGUUCUGUAUGACUUUGACAUGGACCGUGAUACCCAGGAGGAGGAGAUGGUGAAGUCUGCCGAGGAUGAAGUGUCCUGUCGAGCACACAGAUACAGGUUUUGUAGUAUGGAUAGACCCUCUGUUGGCUGAUUGUGGGGUGUGUUGUGGCUGUUUUUAAAAAUAUUUUUUUAAAUAUGUCUAAAUAUCUUUAUGUAUGAAUAAAAUGUAUUAUUAUUUGGGCUUUUUUAUUUAUUAGAUCAAAUCCAGGCAAACUCUUAUUCUAGCAGGUAACCUAAAACAUUUGAUAAGAUUGACAAAUGUAAUAAAAGGUCAUCUCUAAACAUGAUGUACACCUGGAGAUUACCCGAGUACAAGAGACUACCUAGUAAAGCUAUUUUAAAGAUU
This is a messenger RNA of Oncorhynchus kisutch (coho salmon), 943 nucleotides long. RefSeq lists its product as uncharacterized. NCBI's taxonomy places the organism in Eukaryota, Metazoa, Chordata, Actinopteri, Salmoniformes, Salmonidae. Bases 113 to 688 code for a protein of 191 amino acids. The transcript is spliced from 5 exons. The record is from RefSeq and is a predicted model, not a curated record.